Paramecium octaurelia is the source of this 689-nucleotide messenger RNA. Lineage: Eukaryota; Ciliophora; Oligohymenophorea; Peniculida; Parameciidae. The record is from the annotation of a GenBank genome assembly.
CUAUGUCCAUUAAUAAUAGAGGUUUAUCGAAGGAAUUCUAAGAGCGCAUUAUUAAUGACUUAGGUAUAGUGGAAUGCAGUGAUUUUCAUGAUGGCACUUGUUUGUAUGCCUCCUUUAUAAGGCUGCUUUAAUUGAUACCCAAAUCAUACAAAUACUAUAUUCCCAUCCAUCUAAUUCCCUUCCUCAUUUUCAAAAGAAAGAGAGUGAUGCAGAGGUAGCUAUCCCUAAAUUUAUUUAAGACCCUUGAAAACUAUUUCAGUGGCAUUUUAUAAUUAUGCCAAAUCAGUUUUAUUUGUCUCUCUGUAUGUAGCUAUUUGCAAAUAUGCUUUAUGUAAGCUUAAAAACAUUCGACAUAAAGUAGAUGGUAAAUUAUCUAUAUGAUCUUUAGGUUGGAAUCCUGCCCUUGCAGCAUCAGCUGCUUGUUCAGCACUUUUCUUAGAAUCUGAAGGCAGAAGAUAGGAAAUUGCCUUAUUUAUAUUCCCAAAAUCAUUAGAAACCGCAUGGAGAUUAUUAAAAAAGAGAGGCUACGUUACAAAUAUCAAAGGAUGGGAAUUGUUCCUGUUCGGUCUUGCUAUGGGAAUUAUUAAUUAUUUCUAUCAUUAUGACGUAACAUUGAUAAUACAUAUUAGGAUGCAGCAAUUAAAUCAACAUACUUAACUAUAUUCAAAAAUUUUUGGGGAAAAGAUUGA